CAACAAAGAUAGGAGAACAUUGCGAAAACUGUCGGGGAAGCUACUGGGACUGUCAAAAGAUAUGAAAGAUCCAUCAUAUAACAGAACUUGGAUUAACAAGACAGUCAAUGAGGAUGAACUGUCCUCAUAUGGCAAAGACCACAAAGGGAAACUAUUUUAUACAAUGUUUCCAAUACAAGACACCUCAUACAGGUUUAAAGUGCAGUUCAUCAUCACAGCAGACACGCACACUAAUGUUGAUAUCAUCUCAGAAUACGCAGAAAUUAAUAGAACGAUGAUCAUUACAACGGGUGUUGAAUACAUAAAUAUUCCAAGCGUAGUUGUCAAUUUGGAAACAGGUAGAUCAUAUACAACCUUUUUUAUUUCGGCUGAUCAACUAAUUACUGUUGUUGGACUUAUAAGUGAAUUUAGUUGCAACAGUGAUUGUGAAUCAUCAAGUUUUAUUGUUUUGCCGUUAACUGUCUUGGAUAAGGAAUACUCUCUAAUCACACAACCAAACAACAUACAAAACUGCGGGAUCAUCGCAACAGCUACAAAUACUACAAUUGUCAUAGAGAUUGAUUUAAAAAGCAAAAUAUCAGUUGGAAAUGCUAUUAUCCAACCUGGACAAAACAUUAAUAUGGUUCUUGACUAUUUAGAAGGUUUUAAUAUUCAGACUCAUAGCAAUUUGACUGCAACGAAAAUCUAUGCUAAUAAACCAAUAGCUGUUAUAUCAGGGAAUAAGUAUUCGUCUCAAAAAGUAGUCACUAAACGUUAUCCUUAUCGUAGAUAUCAUUCCGAUAGUGUGUAUGAAAGUAUGAUUCCUAUUGAUAAAUGGUGUCGACAUUUUAUAAUCCCACCAAUUCAUAAGGCAUCCAGUUUUAUAAUUAGAAUAAUUAGCCGAUAUAGAAAUACAACUAUAACCAUAAAGGAUAAUUCAUCAUGGUCGAUUGCUGAGCGUGGAGAUCAGAUAGAGAUUGAAUUAUCACCCAAGUCGUAUUAUGUAUCUGCUUCCAAUCCAAUACUAUUAUGUAUGUAUGCAUUAACUGAAGGCAGUGGAAUUAGCAUGAUGAUUGUUCCGGGAAUCGAACAUUUUUCGAAAGAGUAUGUUAUUGCACCACCAAAAGAUAUGUUUUCUACGAAUUGCAUAACGAUAAUCAUCAAAACAUCGGACGUAAACGGACUUCGAUUUGUUGGCAAUCUUUUAACUGUGGAAUCCACUGUAAUAAUGGCGCGUAACGAAAGUUUUACAACAGUUGUGAAGACGAUGACUGGUCAUUCAGUUUACAAAAUACGUCAUGUGUCUAGGACUGCAUUAUAUGGGGUUGUUGUAUAUGGAUUUAAGUACGAUUCAGCUUAUGGAUACCCAGCCGGAUUUAGGUUUUAGUUUAAACUGCUGAUUAUUGUGUUUUAGGCAAAUAUGAAUGAUAUAGGUUGUCAGUUAUAUACAAUGUAAUUGUUUGCAGUCGUUAUAUGAUUUUUCUGCAAAGGACUAUUAUUUUCCUUAAACGACUUAUAAGGCAAAGAUAAAGAAAGUAUAGUACUACUUUGCAGUUCCACGUCUAUUUAAUUUUACAAAGAACUGAGUAUAAAACAUAGGUGUUAAUAAGGAACUCUAUGCUGUAUUAUUUAUGGUGUGUGCAUGUCUAAUAAUGCAGUUAAACAAUACAAUAGUCGGCUGUCAAUAUUAUUGACAGGGGACCUUAUGCUCACUGUACUAAACGAUGGAUGAUAAAUAUUAACCUUAGAAAACAUUUGUUCUCUUGGAUUUUUUUGUUUAAAAGUGUUUAUGACAUGAUAGUUUUAUCUAAAUUC
This is a messenger RNA of Mytilus trossulus (common blue mussel), 1794 nucleotides long. RefSeq lists its product as uncharacterized. The record is from RefSeq and is a predicted model, not a curated record. Bases 62 to 1366 code for a protein of 434 amino acids. The transcript is spliced from 3 exons. NCBI's taxonomy places the organism in Eukaryota, Metazoa, Mollusca, Bivalvia, Mytilida, Mytilidae.